Colletotrichum aenigma is the source of this 2223-nucleotide messenger RNA. Its product is annotated as Phenylalanine aminomutase. Gene Ontology annotation, molecular function: ammonia-lyase activity. Gene Ontology annotation, cellular component: cytoplasm. The transcript has a single exon. Lineage: Eukaryota; Fungi; Ascomycota; Sordariomycetes; Glomerellales; Glomerellaceae. Gene Ontology annotation, biological process: L-phenylalanine catabolic process. Bases 1 to 2223 code for a protein of 740 amino acids. The record is from RefSeq and is a predicted model, not a curated record.
AUGCAGAAAACGUUGAAGACCGUUCACGAUGUGACAAAAGCUGGCCCCGAACUGGCAUUAGAUGGUGAGCAACUCGACAUCGCGACAGUCGUUGCCGUUGCCCGUCACGGACUCGUGCCGCGCAUAAAGGGCUACCCGCCUGCCAAAGCAGACGAGACGGCCAAUGGAGCUUACCGCAAUAAUGGGAGUUCGGAUAUCGAUGAGCGAAUCGCCCAGAGUAUCAAAGUUCUCGACCAUCACAUAGAAAACGGCUGGGUGGUGUAUGGCGUGAACACGGGCUUUGGCGGCAGCGCAGACUCUCGAACGGAGCAGCUCAAGAAACUUCAGAUAUCUUUGCUCCAACACACCCAAAGUGCCGUCAUUACUGCCGCCGAUCGAGAGGAUUCUACCGACAAAGACGGGAAGUCUCACAUCAUCCCCCUAGCAUGGGUGAAGGCAGCCAUGGUUAUCAGGGCCAACCAAAAUCUACGCGGCCAUAGCGCAGUCCGGAUAGAGGUCAUUGAUACGUUGCUGGGACUUCUCCGUCACGACGUCACGCCUCUAGUCCCUCUGAGAGGAACGAUCUCGGCAUCGGGAGACCUAAUGCCUCUCUCAUAUAUCGCCGGAACUCUGAUCGGAGACCCCAACAUCACGGUAAGAAUCGGAUCCGGGGUAAGCCGGAAGAUCUUGUCCGCCCGUGAUGCAUUGAAGGAAUGCGGCAUCAGGCCUGUCGAAUUGCAACCAAAGGAGGGCCUUGGCUUGAUCAACGGGACCGCUCCUUCGGCUGCUCUGGCCAGCUUGGUCAUUUACGAGGCCAAUCAGCUUGCGAUUCUCGCCCAAGCUCUCACAGCUUUUACUUCAGAGUGUCUAAGAGGCAAUGUCGAGUGGGCAAAUGAAUUCAUCCACAGAAUUCGACCCCACGCUGGUCAGCUCGAAACAGCUUGCAACAUCAGACAGUUUUUGAGAUCUUCUGAUUUCGUCAUCGGACUAGAGACGAAGAAGAGGACGGGUCGAGGUCUGUGGCAAGAUCGGUACUCUACAAGGACAGCACCGCAGUGGAUUGGUCCUUACCUGGAAGACCUCAUGCUGGCCCAGCGUCAAAUCGAGGUUGAGCUCAACUCGACGUCGGACAACCCAGUAAUUAAUGCUGGUCCUGGGAAUGAUCCUUCUGACGGAGAGGUCUAUUCAGGAGGCAAUUUUCAAGCAGUUGCCAUCACAUCCGCGAUGGACAAGACAAGGAACGCACUUCAAAUGAUUGGUCGAAUGCUCUUCUCUCAGUGCUCUGAGUUGAUCAACCCGGCGACGAAUAACGGCCUCGACCCAAAUCUCGUCUUUGGUGAUCCCGAUCAAUCUUACACGAUGAAGGGUAUCGAUGUCAACAUGAGUGCCUACAUGUCGGAACUGGCGUCUCUCGCACACCCAGUAUCUGCUCAUGUUCAUUCGGCCGAGAUGCACAACCAAGGCAUCAACUCUCUUGCCUUCCUGACAGGUCGGCGAACUAUGGAGGCUGUGGAUGUUCUUUCGCACAUGUGCGCUGCUCAUCUGUAUGUAUGCUGCCAAGCGAUCGACCUCAGAGACUACCACGAGCGAUUUCUCAGCUCUGUUGUCUUGUCCAAACGCCUAGACCGUGCUCGUCUCGGGCUGGACGAAUCACAGCUCACGAGACUUACGAGUGGUCUCGACGAAUUGGUAAGGGUUUGGUGGUACGAGGCGAACAAGGUCAGUCAUUUUCAGCGUUGCUCGGUGGUGGCCUCCAAAUUCGCAGCACAUACUUUGGACUUCGUGGGUAAAGAGAAGAUGCACGACGUCUCUCUCAGCGGCGUCUUGGAUUGCCAAAGGGAAUUCCAAGAGAGCAUGGAAAUGUGGCUUCUAGACCCAAUCAAUAAUCCCAAGGUUAACCACCCGGGGAUGAACAACGACAAGACUACAGCACAUUUGGACGGACUUGGAGCAGGUUCGGCUGUGCUCUACGACAUCGUGCGCGGAAGACUGGGAGUUUUCUUCCAUCAGGGCCUCAGAGCGAAGCAAGAAAGCACGAUCGGUGUAAACGUGUCUUUGGUGUACGGAGAGAUUCGUCAAGGUUUCAUAACACCAGCGCUGAUGGGAUGCCUCGGUCACAGCGCCGAAGAGGGCCCAGAGAACGGGAUGGACACCCCCAUCAGCAGCCAUGACGGUGUUAUUGGGACGCUCCGGACGGGCCGUGGGAUCCUAGGAAUGGUUACGGAAGUUUCACGGAUGCUGUAG